AAAGCCCACUCUUCUCGACUUGAAUUAGCAUAUUUUAUCAUUAAAAAAUAUGGCAUACUACAAGCUUAAGACUUUAACCUUAAAAUGCAUUUAUUUGACCAAAUUCUGAUCUGCUCAAUAAUCACCUCUAAGACAAAAAUCUAGCUAGAACGCCAAGAUCCUAUAUGACUUUUUGAGUCUUUGUCUGUCUUGAGUAAUUCAAUCAAAUUAUCAAAGUAACAAUUAAAUAUAACAUGCAAACUAAUUAGCACACAAAAUCAAACUAGCAAAAAAAAAAAAAAAAAAAUGGCGGGAAAUUUAUCACCAAAAAGAACAUUGAAUAUCUAAUUUUUUUGUUCGAAAAACCCCCAAUAGUUAGGUUUUUGGUAACCAAAACCAUAAAAGCAAAACCCCCAUAUUCUCCAAUCUCUUCUCAGAUCUCUCGCCGUCUCCGGCCACCAUCGCCGGUUAUUCCACCGCCGGAAGCAUCGCAUCGCAUCAUCAUUUUGCUGUCUUCUCCGCCGCUACUACCAUCACUGGAUGGAUACUCAUGAAUCUGGAACCUGUAAAGAACAAGAAACUGAGGGACAUAUGGACAUUGUAGAGACCCAGAGUUCGCAAGUUCUUGAUAAGAAUGCCAUCGAAAAUGCAGAAGCAAGGCAUUUAGAAGGAGAUAAAAAGAUGUCUGCGUCUUUGGUUGACCAUAGUGGUUCUAUGCCACUGGAUCUCAACACCGAAGUGUGUACUGAUGAAAAUUCAUGUUAUAACGAUGCCGAUGUGUCUAUCAGUGAUUCUAGGAAACAUUCUUCAUAUGCAAAAGGCAAAGUAAGCCUUGAGCAUAAUCAUGUGUGUCUGGGUGGCAAUCGCUUGGACCUCAAUGCUGAAGAUGUUGCUAGUUCAGUUAAUUAUGAUCCUUUCUACACCAAUAGAUCUCAAAAUAAUCUGAAGACAAGGGACACUUCUAAUAGUGGGAAGUCCACAGGCCGCUUGGAGGAUAAAGACGCUCUAAGAAAGUGGAAAGAGAUGAAGAAAAAUGGUUUCAUGUCAUCGUCCUAUGGUUAUGGAGGCAUACCGGCAGCACCUAAGCAGCGUGGAAGGAAGAGCAAAAAUGAGGCUUUCAAGCAGAAGAUGGAAAAAGCAAAGAAGGAACAGAUUGAUAGGUUUACGAAGAUUGCUGCUCCCAGUGGAUUGCUGAAUGGAUUGAACCCUGGGAUUAUAAAUCAUGUGAGGAAUAGUAAACAGGUGCAUUCCAUUAUUCAGGCACUUGUGAGGUCGGAGAAACAAGAAACCCUCAGACAAGCUAGUGAGACGAGAGCUGAAAGUAGAGAACUGGCUGAAAGGAAUACAUUACAAGAAAAUAUAAAUUUUUCUGGGUUACAUGGAUCUGGUCUCUCUUAUGCAGUUUCAUCUUUCAGUUCAAUGCCAGAAAACACAUUACUAUAUGAGAACCACUUUUCACAUAAUGGUUCUGUCUUAUUUAGUUCAGAGGAUAGGAGUGGAUGUAGAGACUCUGAGGAGAGAAGAUAUUGUGCAAACAAUUCAUACUCCAAGAAUUACAGCGAGGAUAAUGUACAUGCUCUGAAGUUGGCAUCAUUAACUAAGGUCUCGGAAAGUACUAGCUGUAUGUCCAAUGAGGAAUCAGCAAAUGGUAGCAGUGUUGACACUCUUUCUGUUAAAGCUGCCACAGUAGCUUCUCAGUGGUUGCAACUUCUGCAUCAAGACAUAAAAGGGCGUCUUGCGGCAUUGCGUCGUAGUAAGAAGAGAGUACGUGCUGUUAUUACUACCGAGUUGCCUUCUCUUCUUUCCAAAGAAUUCCCUUCCAAUCAGGAGAAUGAGCUUUAUGUCGUGAAAGAUUUUGCCACUGGUUACUCUAGUAAAGCAACAGCUGAAUUGCAUCAGUCACAUUGGGGCAAAUUGUUCAAUCAGAUGGAUAGUAAACUCUCUGAUGAAGAGAAACAGCUGGAGAGUUGGCUAGAUCAAGUAAAUAGCAUGAUGCUACACUGUGAUCAAGGUCUGCAACAUGUAAAUUGGAAAACAAUAUCUGAGAUGCAGCAUAUGGGGAUCGUAGAUAACGACUUAAGAUCAAAGCUUAAUGAUCCAGAGAAAGAUUUGUCUGUGAGAGCUGCUGCGGCUUCUAUAUACUCGACGUGCAAUUUUCUAUCUUCGAGGGAAAAUGUCAGCUGCUGCUAAUCAUAGUAACCAACAUAUCAAAAGUGCUUGUUUUCAGUCAUACUUUCCUUGUUCAUUUUCUAAUUACCAUAUCCAUUUACCAAAAUCAUCACCUUUUUCCUGGAAAGAUAAUGGGUUGACUGAGCUUGGUUUCCAUGUAAAUUUAGCUGGUGAAUUCACCAUGUAUCCAGUUUCAUUUUUCUUAGUUUUUUAGGUAUAGAAGCCGAUAAGUUUCGGUGUUCAUGUAAAAGUAAGGAGAAAGCAUGUUUUCACUCUUUUCGUUCUACUUGGUGCUGAAAAGUAGCUAAGCCAUCGAGCUUUUACUGUAUUUAGGUGAAUGAAUAAUUAUGUUCCAGAGUAUCUUUUUUCUGUAUAUUGCCUCGUGUUAAAUGAUGACUUCUAAUAACAUUUCUCUUGUCCUGUA
This is a messenger RNA of Beta vulgaris subsp. vulgaris (sugar beet), 2572 nucleotides long. RefSeq lists its product as hypothetical. Lineage: Eukaryota; Viridiplantae; Streptophyta; Magnoliopsida; Caryophyllales; Amaranthaceae. The transcript is spliced from 6 exons. The record is from RefSeq and is a predicted model, not a curated record. The coding region runs from base 520 to 2169 and encodes 549 amino acids.